AUGCGUUUAAUUAUUCGUCUAGUACCACGAUUAGUUCGUUCACGACGACGAGUUUCUUUUUUAUUUUCCACUAGUAUUCUUAUUAGUUUAAUAAUUAUUUUAUUUGUGAUCAAUCACGAUCAAGAAUCAAAAGUUUCUCUAAAUAACCCGGUCAAAACAUAUGAUAAACAAUUGGUGUUAUCCCAUAAUGUGACUACAUUAUUUCAAAAAACUAUUCCUAUUCAAAAAAAAAUCACAUGGCCACUAGAUGAACAAGGUCGUUCAUUAAAAACUGAUUUCAUAGUUCUUGAUUGGACAGGAUUCUUUGGUGCUGCAGCUGGUGAAGGUGAACGUGUACACUGUCCAUCAUCAAAUGCCAUGUUUACAUGGACUCAUCAAAAAAAUCGAAUUGAUGAUAUUGAUUUUAUUAUUUCACAUGAUGCUGGUGCAGGCUUAAGCAUUCCAUUUGAUCGUUUAAGUCUUAAUAAUGAUCGACAGCAAUAUACAAUGGCAUUUAUCAUAGAAAGUGAAGUGCACUCUUCAACAGGCGAUGCUUGGGCUAGAUUUAAUUUUAAAAUGACAUAUAAUCUUGAUGAUAGCUAUCCAGAACCAGCAACUUAUUUCGAUAUGAAUCCAUUUAUUAUUGAUUUACUCAAACCACCUGUUGUACCUUUUGAAAGUAAAGAUAAGCAAGCCGAUGUUGUAUGGAUUAUUUCAAAUUGUCAUGUAAGGAGAUGUUGA
This is a messenger RNA of Rotaria socialis, 720 nucleotides long. Lineage: Eukaryota; Metazoa; Rotifera; Eurotatoria; Philodinida; Philodinidae. The record is from the annotation of a GenBank genome assembly.